Molecule: messenger RNA, 812 nt
Organism: Onychostruthus taczanowskii (white-rumped snowfinch)
Lineage: Eukaryota; Metazoa; Chordata; Aves; Passeriformes; Passeridae
Gene: LSM1
Product: LSM1 homolog, mRNA degradation associated
Exons: 4
Coding region: 109-510 (133 amino acids)
Biological process (GO): deadenylation-dependent decapping of nuclear-transcribed mRNA
Cellular component (GO): P-body; Lsm1-7-Pat1 complex
Molecular function (GO): RNA cap binding
Source: RefSeq, a predicted model, not a curated record
CGCGGCUUAAAAGGGCAGCGCCGGGUGGGCCCCGCCCGCCGCGGGCGGUUCCGGGGCGGCGGCGGCAGCGGCGCAUGGCGGCGCUUCCGCUGCGGGCGCGGCGGCACCAUGAACUACAUGCCCGGCACGGCCAGCCUGAUCCAGGACAUCGACAAGAAGCACCUGGUGCUGCUGCGGGACGGCCGGACGCUCAUCGGGUACCUGCGCAGCAUCGACCAGUUCGCAAACUUGGUGUUGCACCAGACCGUGGAGCGCAUCCACGUGGGCAAGAAGUAUGGGGACAUCCCUCGGGGCAUCUUCGUGGUGAGGGGCGAGAAUGUGGUGCUGCUGGGGGAAAUUGACCUGGAGAAGGAGAGCGACACACCUCUGCAGCAGGUGUCCAUCGAGGAGAUCCUGGAGGAGCAGCGGGUGGAGCAGCAGGCCAAGCAGGAGUCGGAGAAGCUGAAGGUGCAGGCGCUGAAGGAGCGCGGCCUCUCGGUGCCGCGGGCUGACACGCUGGAUGAGUACUGAGGGGCUGCCCCUUCCCUGCGGGGAGCCAGGGCUGCUCCAGGACCUGCCUGGGCAGGCACAGACUGCCUCAGAAAGGCGGGUUUCAUUUUCAGAUUGUCUUUUCCGUGGUGCUGGUAACUGUACACAAAUCAUGCCUUUAGUCUCCUUCUGGAGAAGGAGAUGAGGAGGGCCCAGCGCACUGGGAGUGCAAGCAUUUGUGUUUGGGAGGCAAAUCACUGCUCCUUGGGUUUGUUUGCUUUUUCCUCCUCACAUGACUCUGGGUGAGAGUUUUCCUUGACAUGUAAAUAAAUCCUUGAUCCUGA